This is a messenger RNA of Vicia faba (fava bean), 735 nucleotides long. Lineage: Eukaryota; Viridiplantae; Streptophyta; Magnoliopsida; Fabales; Fabaceae. The record is from the annotation of a GenBank genome assembly.
AUGUCUACAGCAUUUGCAUCGGUGGAUGAUCUGCACAUGCAGUCUUCCCUUGGUAUUCCAUGGGGCACAGAUGAAUGUGGGAAUAUGAUAGAUGAUACCUCAUUGAACCUUUCCCUAUCUCAAGACCAGCCCUUUAGCAUACAUGAUUUUUCACCUAGACGGGCUUAUGCUGAAUCAGAAAUUCAGAUGUUUAUUAUUGGAACACUUUUGAAGAGUAAACCAAAUGUGGAAACAUGUAACUGGUCCUGUAUGUUUGGGGAAGUUGAAGUUCCAGCUACUGUUUUAGCUAAUGGAAUUCUAUGCUGUCAAGCUCCACCUCUUGAAAUUGGACUGAUCCCUUUCUACGUAACUUUUUCCAAUAUAUUUGCUUGUAGUGAAGGUACCAGAAAGUAUAUUAAGUUGAAACGUAAGACAGAUGCUGAUCAAUCUAGUUCUGGAACUCCUAAGAAAUCAAAAACUGAACAUGUUCCCUAUGCUGAUAAACAACCGAAUUCUGGCACGGGCCUUGGGAAGGUGGUUCUAAAUGCAAGAGGCAGUUUACCAACAAAAGCUAGCAGAAAGGAUGUGAGGAAGUAUGAUGAUUUUGGCUUACCCAUUGAUGAUGAUGAUAGCUUACUAGUUCCUGAAAAGAAAGAGGGAGAUCAGGCUGAAGUCACUUCUGGUGUUGGCUCGAUGAAUGUGAAGAAUAGCAGUAAAAAUGGCAGAAAGAAAAGGCACAGAAGAGUGGAUGCUUGA